This is a messenger RNA of Phaeoacremonium minimum UCRPA7, 894 nucleotides long. Its product is annotated as putative mitotic check point protein bub2 protein. The record is from RefSeq and is a predicted model, not a curated record. The transcript has 3 exons. The coding region runs from base 1 to 894 and encodes 297 amino acids. Gene Ontology annotation, molecular function: GTPase activator activity. Gene Ontology annotation, cellular component: mitotic spindle pole body. Gene Ontology annotation, biological process: activation of GTPase activity; negative regulation of septation initiation signaling. Lineage: Eukaryota; Fungi; Ascomycota; Sordariomycetes; Togniniales; Togniniaceae.
AUGUCGAACCUCCGCAUAUACGUUUGGCUUGUCAUGCUUGAUGCUCCUGUCAUGAAUACCGACGAUUACCUCGCACUGAUACACCGUGGCGCAUCACCUGCUUAUUCCAAGAUUCGCAACGACACCUUCCGAACGCUAUCCACUGACCCUCUGUUCCGCCGCCGAGUGAGUGAGGCCAGCUUGAUCCGUCUACUUAAUGCCGUCGCCUGGAAGCUCUUCGACGCGAGACCGCUCAGCAGCAGGCCCUCCCUGUCGCAACAAGAGACACCGACUAAGGGAAGCGAUCUUCAGUCACAAGCAUCGAGCCCUGCAGCCAAAAACCGAGCUCGAGCGUUGACGCUUACAACCGAGGGCUCGGAGAGCAGCAUGGUUUCGGAGCCCGGGCUAUAUGUUCAGGGAAUGAACGUACUGGCAGGCCCCUUCCUUUACUCAGCACGAAGUGAGGUGGAGGCUUUCGUUGGAGUUCACCGGCUAUUGACGAAGGAAUGCCCCGGCUACAUCCGAGGAGCCAUGGAUGGCGUCCAUAAAGGCGUCGCACUGGUCGACAAGGUCUUGUCCAUUGUCGACCCCAAGUUGAGUUUGUACUUAACAUCAAAGGGCCUGACUGCUAAGAUCUACGCCUUUUCGUCCAUCCUGACGCUUUCUGCCUGCACACCUCCCUUACCCGAACUGCUCAAGCUGUGGGACUUCCUCUUCGCCUAUGGCCCCCAUUUAAACAUUGUCUGCGUUGCGGCCCAGCUAUACCUGCAUCGUAACACGAUACUGGCAUCUCCAAGCCCUAACCUUCGAAAUUUCCCUCCCCUAAACGCAGAGAAGAUCAAGAACAUAACGGUUUAUAUGCUUACAAUGAUUCCUGACGAUAUAUACCAGGAAAUUGUGUCGCACGCAAAAUGA